CAGUUCCAGCCGGAAGUUCAGCACUCGGUGAUCGUCCCGGUGUUUCUCAGUCUGUGCUUUAGUCUCUGAACAUCUGAAGGGUUUGUUUGUGUUUCACACGCGUUAACGGGAGCAGAUGUCCGCGCAGGGCGACUGUGAGUUCCUGGUGAAGCGCGCGCGGGAGCUGGUGCCGCAGGACCCGUAUGCAGCUAAAGCCUGGCUGAUCACCGCGCGCACGCUCUAUCCCGCAGACUUCAACAUACAGUAUGAGAUGUACAGCAUCGAGCGUAACGCUGAGAGGACGGCCUCCGCCGGCAGACUCCUGUACGACAUAUUCGUGAAUUUCCCCGAGCAGCCGGUGGUGUGGCGUGAGAUCGCAGUGAUCACUGCAGCGUUACGGAACGACAGCCAGGACAAACACGCUCAGUUUCUCAAAGGUGGAAACAAAGUAAAAGAGAAUCGCUACUUUUUCUCUCACCUGUGUGUGUGUUGUAGGUCGUACUCGGAGCUCCUGCAGCGUGUUUCAGAGUUGUGUCGGUACAUGUCUGCCACGGACAGUGAAGGUUUCGCCCGCUGUUGUGCUCAGAUCGUCACCUGCUGCACGCUUGUGCUGUUUCACAGUGCGUUUCACUACGUCUCUGCUGUGCAGCCGUCACUCUUCCAGGGUCACGCGUCUCUGAGCUCGUGUCCGUGGGUUCUGCUGGAGGAUCUGUCCAGUGUCUACACUGAUGUAGAAGUGGAGCGAAAGCACACACACAAGAAACGCAAGCUGGCCGACGGACGGGAGAAAACCAUGAGCUCUGAUGAUGAGGACAUGUUGGCCAAAGGCAGAGGGCGGCACAUUGUGGUGAAUAAAGCAGAGAUGCCGGGUUGGGCCGAGACUUUAGAGCACUUCCGUACGGCCAGAGAGAGCUGGGAUCUGCUGCACUCACACCAGAGCCUGGAGACGGAGUUCAUUAAGAUAUGCUCAGCAUGGAAAACUGAGCUGUGGAUGUGGUUUCGCAUUUUCCUUACAGAUAUGAUCAUUUAUCAGGGUCAGUACCGGAAGGCUCUGUCCAGUCUGGCUCUGAUGUCGUCACUACAGCUCCAGCAGAACCAGAACCAGAACUCGCUCUCCAGCUCCUCGAGUCUAGAGACGCAGCGGGCGAUCAUCCAGCUGGCCUCCUGUCACUACGCGCUGGGAGAGUACAGGAUGGCGUGUGAGAAGCUUCUGGAGGUUGUCUCUGGUCUGAUGCCUCAGAAUCAUGAAGCGGUGAAGAGCAGCGAGGAGCAGCGCAAACCCCGCAGCAAAACCAGGAAAGGUAACGAUCUGAGGCUCGUCCCCUGCUCCAGUAAAUCCAUCCUUCCCUUCUGUCUUCAGCUCAUGCUGGCCUGUUUUAAGCUGAGGGCCUUCACAGAUAACAGAGACGACCUGGCUCUGGGUCACGUGGUGGUUCUCCUGCAGUAUGAUUGGCCGCAGGGUGAGAAUCUCUUCCUGAAGGCGGUGGAUAAGAUCUGCCAGCAGGGCAGCUUCCAGUACGAGAACUUCUUCAACUACGUCACCAACAUUGACAUGUUAGAAGAGUUUGCUUACCUUCGCACGACAGAAGGAGGGCGGGUCCAGCUGGAGCUGCUGCCCAAUCAGGGGAUGCUCAUCAAGAACCCCAGCCCCGCCCUGGGGGUGGAGUUAAACACCCUGCUGCUUCCAGGGGCUCAGAAGGCUGACAGACACCACACCGUGACUCGAGGAAUCACUAAAGGAGUGAAGGAGGAUUUUCGGCUGGCGAUGGAGCGUCAGGUGUCACGGUGCGGAGAAAACCUGCUCACGGUGCUCCACCGCUUCUGCAUUAAUGAAAAGAUCAUCCUUGUCCAGUCAUUACCCUGAGCGACCUCUGAUCUUUAACCUAUGUAUCAGUCCAGUUUUGAUACUUUUCAGACAUUUUUUUUAAUGUAUCAACUUUUUUGCAUCAUAUAUGAAGCUUUAGACAUGUUUAGAGUCGCGAUGCAUCGAGCAGAUCUCAUUUAGGUCAUGGUUUUAUUUUAGGUGUUAAUUAACAAACAUUCAAAAAUAUUCAGC
Molecule: messenger RNA, 2035 nt
Organism: Sinocyclocheilus grahami
Lineage: Eukaryota; Metazoa; Chordata; Actinopteri; Cypriniformes; Cyprinidae
Gene: ints10
Product: integrator complex subunit 10
Exons: 14
Coding region: 116-1843 (575 amino acids)
Biological process (GO): snRNA processing
Cellular component (GO): integrator complex
Source: RefSeq, a predicted model, not a curated record